Messenger RNA from Lodderomyces parapsilosis, 336 nucleotides. RefSeq names its product mRNA splicing protein (gene SMD2). Gene Ontology annotation, cellular component: catalytic step 2 spliceosome; precatalytic spliceosome; U4/U6 x U5 tri-snRNP complex. The transcript is spliced from 2 exons. Lineage: Eukaryota; Fungi; Ascomycota; Pichiomycetes; Serinales; Debaryomycetaceae. Gene Ontology annotation, molecular function: RNA binding. Gene Ontology annotation, biological process: spliceosomal snRNP assembly; RNA splicing. The record is from RefSeq and is a predicted model, not a curated record. The coding region runs from base 1 to 336 and encodes 111 amino acids.
AUGAGUGAAUUCAUAAACCGUCCACGUUCAGAGCUAACUGAACUCGAACUUGCCAAGUUGGAAGAGUUUGAAUUUUUACAUGGACCAAUGUCAUUAAUUAACCAAGCACAGAAAGAAAAUACUCCAGUGAUAAUAUCGUGUCGGAACAAUCACAAACUAGUUGGUAAGAUUCGAGCUUUUGAUAGACAUUGUAACUUGGUAUUGGAGAAUGUCAAGGAGUUGUGGACCGAAACAGUGAAGAAUGAGUUCAAUCAAACCAAAAGUGUCUCUAGGGAGAGAUUUAUUAGUAAGUUGUUUUUGAGAGGUGAUUCUGUUAUCAUAAUAUUGAAAGCGUGA